This is a messenger RNA of Knipowitschia caucasica, 405 nucleotides long. The record is from the annotation of a GenBank genome assembly. Lineage: Eukaryota; Metazoa; Chordata; Actinopteri; Gobiiformes; Gobiidae.
AUGCUUAUACCUGUCUGCCCCCCUCCCCCCGCGCCCUCCUCCAGCCCCUCUCCGGUGGCCCUGUACCCGAUUGGGAGGUGGCGUCUUCAGUGUAAUGCGCUGUGGCAGCCCCAUACCUGCAGCGGUGCGGGCCACAGCGAGGUUCACUGGAGCAUCGGCGUGUUGUCCUGCAGCGGGGGACAGGAGCGGGCAGGGGGACGUGAUUCACCCCCGGCCUGUGACUGGUGGUAUGGAAGUGUGUCUGAACCGAUCUGUCACGUCUGUCCCUGUCACUUUGCAUCAGCGCCACGACCAGCCGCACUUGCAGCCAGCGAGCCGGCCGACCGUUCGCUGCGGACGCUGGCUUUGGCCCUGCGCCCCUCCCUCUGUUCUUACCCUGCCUUUACUCCCCUUAUGAGACAUUAG